AUGAUUGCCGCCACCAAGUCGUUCGCUCUGGCGCCCGUCGCCCUGAUUCUCGUCGUGGCCACGACGACCGCCUUGGCCGCGUCGGUCGGCCAACCGCUGACGGUGGCAGACGCGGACGUCGAACAAACCGAGACGGUGCGGUCGCCGAGAAACAUAACGCCGAAGACCAAAGUGGCAUGCGUCUUCGCGGACGUAUACAAAACCGGCUUAAAAACGUUGGUUUGCGGCGACUCGAGCCCGCCCACCGUGUUGGCGAAAUCCAGCAACGCGGCCGCGUCACCGCCGGCACCGGCACCGCCACUACAACGGUCGCCACAGCCGCCACAGCCGCAGGCCACCGAACAAACCAACAAGCCGGCCGCCCCACAGGGGAGAACCUUCUUGAACCUGGACUGCUUGAAAAAACCGGACCCCGUGAACGUGUACGUGCAGCCGCAACAACAGAUCGUGCCGCAACAACAUUACGCACAACCACAAUACGCGCAACCGCAAUACGUGCAUCCGCAGAUACACGUCGAGACACCACAAGUGCACUACGUACAGCCCCAGAUCCACGUCGAGACGCCGCAAUUGCACUAUGUACAGCCCCAGAUCCACGUUGAGCAGCCCCUGGUGCACUACGUGCAACAGUCCGCUCCUCAAGUGCAAUACCAACCGGUGGUCUGUCAGAGACCGCCGUGCCAGCCGGCCGAACAGUUUCCCACAAGUUACGGCGGUGGCGGUUAUUACGGCCGGUCGGUCGAAUACUUGGACUAUCUGCCCGCCCCGAUGAAGUCUGCCGAGACUAGCGAGCUGGUACAGCCCGCCGAGGACGUUCUGCAGCAGACGGCGUACGCCCCUGCGGCCUUGUACCGUGACCCGGAAAUCCAGUACGGCAGUGGUCCCGCAAUGGCGGCCGUGGCGUACAACGACGACAUGUUGGCGGCCAGCCGCAAGGGAUUCGGCGGCUCCAGGAUGACGCAGUUCCCGAUGAUGAGGCCCACCCCACUGUUCAGGCCGGUGUUCAGGACUACUGACGACGAACUGCAGUACUUCGACGCGCCCGUCCCAGCGCCCACCGUGCCCAUCACGAUGAUGAGAAUGAGCGACGAUCAACUGUACGCCCCUCAACAGUACGGGCAGUACAGUUAUAUCAUCCAACCAGUUCCCAGGCAACAGAAACUAUUCGACGGUAUGACGCGGACCGCUGAGGUGCAGGGACAGCAACAGGGACAGCAACAACAGACGGCACCCGACUACUCCGUGCCGGAAUCUGCUGCUUCCGACCAGGUGGCCGCCGCCGGACAAGACGUGUUCAAGAACGCGCAACAAGGAUCUACGGAAAAUCAGCAGCCCGCCGUAGACGCUCAGUCCAAUGACUCCGCGGACCCGCAAACGGACGUCAAGUCGCCGUCAGCCGACCAGAAGAAAGCCAACGGCAACAAGACGCUAAGAAACUAAACCGCGACCGAUUAUUAUUUUUGUUUUUGCGAGUAACUACGCGUAAAGUUGAAUUUAUGAUGUUUAUUUUUUUUUUACAGAUAUUUAAAUAUUGUCUUUAAUACGACACGAUCAAUGUAUUAUAACCAGUCGCCGAAUACGGUCGACCAAUGUCAAUAAAAUAUUGAAAAAUAAUUGUCAGUCAGCUAUUCGUUUUGUUCGUAUUUUUUUUUUUUUUUAAUUACUUAUUUCUAUCAAUCAUACUUGUACAUAUCUGGGUCUGGGACUCAAUCGUUUUUAAACCGAAUCGUGCCUGACUAAUAUUAUAAAUGUUGGACUUGAUACCGAAAAGAC
This is a messenger RNA of Cinara cedri, 1773 nucleotides long. The record is from the annotation of a GenBank genome assembly. NCBI's taxonomy places the organism in Eukaryota, Metazoa, Arthropoda, Insecta, Hemiptera, Aphididae.